AUGAAAACUUUGCUGCAUUACUUGUUCCUCCUCUGCUUCAAUAUCCUCCUCCCUGCAGUUCACAGCCAGUGCAUUAAAGACCAGCAACAAUCAUUGCUCCAUUUGAAGAAAAGCCUUCAAUUUGAUCAACCUUCACGCCAAACCCCGCUCAUAUCUUGGAAUUCAAGCACCGACUGUUGUUCUUGGGUUGGUGUUACUUGCACCAGUGAUGGGCAUGUUGUUGGUCUUGACCUUAGCAACAAAACUAUCUCUGGUCCAAUUCUAGGAUCCUUUGCCAACUUUUCAAACCUAAGGGUGUUGAAUUUGAGUUCGAACACCAUCUCUGGUACGGUUCCCGGAUUCUUUGCCAAUUUUUCAAAGUUGACUUCCUUGAAUCUCAGUGGUUGUUGGUUGAAUGGAAUAUUUCCCAACGAGAUCUUUCAGGUACCUACUCUACAAACUAUUGAUCUUUCGGCUAAUUUUAAACUUGGUGGUUCCUUGCCAGAAUUUCCCAAGAAAAUUGGAUCUCUUCAGUCCUUGUCUCUAAGCGAGACAAACUUUUCGGGGUCAUUGCCUGACUCCAUUGGCAACCUCAAAAUGUUGUCGACGAUAGAUCUUUCAAAUUGCAGUUUCCAUGGAUCAAUCCCCUCGUCGCUCUUUUCUCUUCCAUUAUUAUCACAACUAAACCUUUCCCACAAUCAAUUCUCUGGUGAACUUGCAAUUUCUAAUGUCUCUUCCAACUUAGUUACCCUUGAUCUAAGCUUCAACAAUUUGGAAGGACAAAUAUCGGUGUCUAUAUUUAAUUCUACAGUGAAAACUGUUGACCUUCAUUCAAACAAACUCCAGGGGCAAAUCCCAACUUUCCUACCAUCUGCCAAGUAUCUGGAUUACUCAAUAAAUAAUUUCAGCUCUAUACCAUCAAACAUUGGUGAUUUCCUCACAAACACACUGUUCUUCUCUCUUUCAAGCAAUAACUUGCAUGGGCUCAUUCCAGCAUCAAUAUGCAAUGCCUCAAAUCUUCAGAUUCUUAAUCUGUCCAAUAAUUCUCUGAGUGGCAUGAUUCCCCAAUGCUUGACUGCAAUGCGUGAUCUCAGUGUACUUAACUUAGCGAGAAACAACCUCACUGGAUCUAUUUCUAAUGUUGAAGUUACUGAAGAUAGUUCAUUGCAAAUUCUAGAGAUCGGUGGAAAUCAGUUAUAUGGCAAGGUUCCCAAAUCUCUAGCUAAAUGCACUAUGUUGGAGGUUUUAAACAUUGGAAACAAUAAUAUAACAGAUAGCUUCCCAUGUUUGUUGAAGAACAUUUCCACUUUGCGUGUCCUUAUUUUGCGCUCCAACAACUUUUAUGGAGGCAUUGAAUGUCUCAACACCAAUGGCACCUGGCCAGGGGUUCAAAUUAUAGACCUAGCUCACAAUAAUUUCAGUGGUGAAAUACAGGGAAUACUUUGGAGAACAUGGCGGGAAAUGAUGGCUACCGAAAAUGGUUCCCUAUCGACAAUUGCCUUUGGAUCACAUACAAAAAGAAAAACCUUGGCCUCGAUGAAGGCUACAAGCUGCAUUCGAGUAUCUGAUAGAUCCUGCCGUGGCUAUCAAAAUGUUGUUCCUUCUCGUGCACAUGAAUCUUGCCUUUCAGAUCCAACUAAUAGACUCUGCAAUCGCUAUGCAGAUGCUGGUUCUUCUAAUGCAGAUGCUGGUACUUCUAAUGCAGAUGAUGGUUAUUCUUUAGAGUAUAGUGUAAGUGUAACAGUUACUAGCAAAGGUUUAGAGAUGGAACUGGUAAAGAUUCUAUCUAUCUUUACCUUGAUUGACUUCUCAAGCAACAACUUCAGUGGACCCAUACCCACGGAAAUAGGAGAAUUCAAAUCACUAUGUGUCCUUAACUUGUCCCGAAAUGCAUUCACGGGCGAAAUCCCAUCCAAAUUUGGUAACAUGCAGGUACUCGAGUCCUUGGACCUGUCACAGAACAAGCUGAGUGGGCACAUUCCACCGCAGUUGGCAGAGCUUACUUUUCUUUCUUUCUUGGAUCUCUCAUAUAAUCAACUGGUUGGCAGGAUCCCAACCAGUAAUCAGUUUUCAACAUUUCCACCAUCCUCCUUUACAGGUAACAAAGGACUACGGGGGUUUCCUUUGACGGUGGAUAACAAAGCAGGAUUUCCACCACCACCAACAAUGAAUGGAAGGUCUCCAAAUUCUGGGCAUCAUCAUGAGGUUAAUUGGGAUCUUAUCAGUGCUGAAAUUGGAUUUAUAGUUGGCUUUGGAGUUGUCGUUGGGUCACUUGUGUUGUGCAAGAGAUGGAGAAAGUGGUAUUACAGAGCUAUGUACAACAUCCUUCUCAAGAUAUUCCCUCAGCUGGAAGAAAGAAUUGGUAUUCAUCGAAAACAUGUUCACAUAAAUCAAAGGUGA
Messenger RNA from Prunus armeniaca (apricot), 2379 nucleotides. Lineage: Eukaryota; Viridiplantae; Streptophyta; Magnoliopsida; Rosales; Rosaceae. The record is from the annotation of a GenBank genome assembly.